CUCAGCCUGAGAUAACAAUAAUCAAACCACUACAAUCAAUCAUCUUCCCCUCAAACCCGAUCCCACAUUUACUAAAUUCCAGAUCCUCUCUCUCUCUCUCUCGCUUGCAUUUCUAUCCGGAGCGAAACCGGUCUCUGCAUUGGCGGCGGAAAAUGGGGAUAUAUCUAAGCAGUCCUAAAACUGAUAAGCUUUUGGAGGAUGGUGAGAAUGACAAAGUAAAAUUUGGCUUGGCUUCAAUGCAAGGAUGGCGUGCAUCAAUGGAAGAUGCUCAUGCAGCCUAUCCAAACCUGGACGCUUCCACUGCUUUCUUUGGUGUUUAUGAUGGCCAUGGAGGUGAUGAAGUUGCUAAAUUUUGUGCAAAGUAUCUUCACCAGCAGUUUCUCAGACAUGAAGCAUAUUCUGCCGGGGAGUUAGACACCUCAAUUCAGAAAUCAUUUCUCAGAAUGGAUGAAAUGAUGCGUAGUCUAGGAAGUCGGAAAGAGUUAGCGAGUUUGACUGACAGUGACAAAAUGAAAGAUGUGGUUGAAGGCUUAUGGUCCCCUAGGAGCAGUGAAAAUAAGGGUAAAACCACUGAUUGGCCUUCUAAGGAGGAAGGUCUCUCUGAUUACAAUGGGCCAACUUCAGGUUGCACCGCCUGCGUUGCCAUCAUUCGAAACAAUCAACUUAUUGUUGCAAAUGCAGGUGACUCUCGUUGUGUUCUAUCCAGGAAGGGUCAGGCACAUGAUUUGUCAAGAGAUCACAAGCCUGACCUUGAAGUUGAAAAGGACAGGAUACUGAAAGCUGGUGGUUAUGUUCAGUGUGGACGGAUCAACGGGAGUUUGAAUUUGGCAAGAGCAAUAGGGGACAUGGAACUGAAACAGAACAAAACCUUGCCUGCAGAAAAACAGAUAGUGACUGCUAAUCCUGACAUUAAAACUGUCGAGCUUUGUGCUGAUGAUGAUUUCCUUGUUGUAGCAUGCGAUGGGAUAUGGGAUUGCAUGACAAGCCAGCAACUUGUGGACUUCGUCAAGGACAAAUUAAACAACGAAAACAAGCUUUCGGCGGUAUGCCAAGAGGUUCUUGAUAGGUGUUUGGCGCCAUCAUCUGGCGGAGAAGGAUGUGACAACAUGACGAUGAUUUUGGUUCAGUUCAAGAAAAAUCUGAACACCAAGGAACAACCUACCGCCUCUAAUAAGCAAUCUGAAUCUAGCCUUGGUGCAGCAGGAGAAUCUGGUUCUAAGUAAUGCCAAAACUUUUAGCUUUACAUAUUUGUGAUUUUACUUGUGGAAGAACUCAAUGGUUAAAAGAAAUUGACGAUUUGAAAAUUUUCUUGUAAAGUUUUUGAUAUUUUCACGUAUAAAUAGGAGCAUAUUUUAGCUAUGU
Ipomoea nil (Japanese morning glory) is the source of this 1362-nucleotide messenger RNA. Its product is annotated as probable protein phosphatase 2C 11. Gene Ontology annotation, biological process: protein dephosphorylation. Gene Ontology annotation, molecular function: cation binding; protein serine/threonine phosphatase activity. NCBI's taxonomy places the organism in Eukaryota, Viridiplantae, Streptophyta, Magnoliopsida, Solanales, Convolvulaceae. The transcript is spliced from 11 exons. Bases 153 to 1223 code for a protein of 356 amino acids. The record is from RefSeq and is a predicted model, not a curated record.